Messenger RNA from Penicillium antarcticum, 1911 nucleotides. RefSeq names its product AAA family ATPase CDC6. Gene Ontology annotation, molecular function: ATP hydrolysis activity; ATP binding; DNA replication origin binding. The transcript is spliced from 3 exons. NCBI's taxonomy places the organism in Eukaryota, Fungi, Ascomycota, Eurotiomycetes, Eurotiales, Aspergillaceae. The record is from RefSeq and is a predicted model, not a curated record. Bases 1 to 1911 code for a protein of 636 amino acids. Gene Ontology annotation, biological process: mitotic DNA replication checkpoint signaling; DNA replication initiation; cell division. Gene Ontology annotation, cellular component: nucleus.
AUGGCUGGGACUGUCUUGGGAAAGCGCUCUCGCGCUGAAGAAGGAUUGCCGGUGCGCACCGCAAGCAAGCGCCGAACAAUUGCCCCCCGAUCCCGCAAAGAAUCUCCUCCCGCUCAGCCACUACGACGGACGAGGUCGACUGUAAAAAAGGCUGUUGAACAAUCCGAUCAAGAGAACAGCAAAGAGAACACUGUCUCAGAUGUUUCCAAGCACACCCUCCCAGAUGACGAGCCGCGGUCUCCAGUCAAACGUAAGACACAUCUGCAAGUCCCAGAAUCAGUGGACGAAGAACCUACAAAGCCCGCCGAAUUCAAGACACCUUCGAAAUCACGAUUCCGAGAUGCCUUACCACACUCUCCGGUCACACCCAGACAUCGGGUUCAAGUGGGCGCAAAGGCUUUAACGCCGCGGACUCCCCGCCAUGCAGAUCUUCCGCCGACCCCUCGACAGAGUGCCACUCCGACGAUCACGCAGCAAACCGUGUACUCUCAAGCAAGACAACUGUUCGCUCGGGGUGCUACCUCCGGUCGCUUAGUGGGACGAGACGCAGAGAGAGAGAAGUUGGUCUCUUUCAUCAAAGAGGGUGUGGAAACGCGCAAUGGAGGCUGUCUUUACGUCAGUGGUCCUCCUGGCACCGGAAAGAGUGCCAUGGUCCAGGAAGUAUGCGCGGACCUCGACCUUUCGGAAGUACGAGUGUCGCAUGUCAACUGCGCAAGCAUGCGAAUGUCGAGAGACGUCUACAGCAAGCUCGUCCAAGAUUUCUGCGAGGACACGGAUGUGUUCAAGAAGAGCGAGGCGGAUCGUUUGAAGUCCAUGUUCAUUCCGUCCAAGAAAGCAAAGGAUAUGUUCUUGGUCACCCUGGAUGAGAUUGACCACUUACUUAAUGGAGAUUCUGGAGUGUUGCAGUCUCUGUUUGAGUGGUCCUUGCUUAAUAACUCUAAACUGAUGCUCAUCGGUAUCGCUAAUGCCCUGGAUUUGACCGACCGUUCCCUCCCACAACUCAAGGCCAAGAAUCUGAAGCCUCGCUUGCUACCAUUCUUGCCGUACAGCGCAACAUCUAUCGCGAAUGUUAUGACCAAUCGUCUUCGAUCAUUGCUCCCUCCGGGGACAGAGUCCGACCCAAAGCUUGUUCCAUUCGUUCAGCCGGCUGCCAUCCAGCUUUGCUCGAAGAAGGUAGCUUCUCAGACAGGUGACUUGCGAAAGGCUUUCGAGCUCAUCAAGCGGGCAAUCGAUGUCAUUGAACAGGAGACUUUGCAAAAGCUGGAGAAGCAAGCCAAGGAGUCUGAUAAUGUAUCGAUCCUGGCGGAAAACACCAAUCUUUCAUCGCCCGUCAAAGGAGGUGCUGCCCCGAAGCCAACGUCAAUAUCAAGCUACACAGUCAUCACGGCGCCCAGAGCCAGCAUCGCGCAUAUUGCCCGCAUUACUUCCGCGGCCUUCGGUCAGGGCACUGUCCAAAGACUUCAAAGUUUGAACCUGCAGCAAAAAGCUGCAGUCUGUUCCUUGAUCGCACUUGAACGGAAACGUCGCCAGUUUGAGGUCCCAAGCACACCGUCAAAGUCGCGGUCUUCAGCACCCACUGUGAAACAAGCUUUCGACACGUACUGUACGUUGUGCCGCAAUGACAACAUCCUCCACCCUCUGACUGCCACCGAGUUCAAGGAUGUUCUCAGCAAUUUGGAAACCAUGGGCUUGGUUGGUGAGUACCAGGGCCGUGGCCGCGGUGGAACUGUGGCUGGCGGCACAGAUAUUCGUCGUACACCUUCCAAGUCUGGCCAUGCUCCUUCAACACCACACAAGGCGCUAGACGAACAAGGUCUUGUUUGCUUCGUCUCCCAGAAGGAAAUUGAGAGUCAGAUUGUCGGACCUGGCGAGGGAAUUCUUCGGCGUCUUCUUCGUGGCGAGGGAAUCUGA